Molecule: messenger RNA, 852 nt
Organism: Agrilus planipennis (emerald ash borer)
Lineage: Eukaryota; Metazoa; Arthropoda; Insecta; Coleoptera; Buprestidae
Exons: 2
Coding region: 198-788 (196 amino acids)
Source: RefSeq, a predicted model, not a curated record
UAGGAGAAUUUACUGCAAUUAUCCGACAAUCAGUAAUUAAUUAGUGGUGGCAAGCUAUUGUUAAAAGGAAUAAUUAACAUCGUCUCAUUAAUUCCUUAAAAUAGAAUUCGUUCAUUUAGUGCAGUUUUAGUUAACAUUUGACUUCUUUGAGAGGACGCACUAUAAACAUUACUUAUCUACGACAUCUUAAGAAAACUAUGACGUUGACUUUUAACAAGAUUCUGUUAGUAUGGGCACUACUACUCCAGUACUAUUCGGCAAAUCCUAGUCCACUAUCAGGUGAUAUGAUAAACAGAAAGUCGAAGCCUUCGUCCUUGUAUAACGAAAGGGAAAGCGGCGCGACAUACGCUCCCAUAGGGGAAAAUAGGGAACAUCAAGACACGAUGCAAAUAAUACGAAAUCUACACAAAGAAUCAAAAUCGGGAAAUUACAAUAACAUGCAACAGCCGAUGGAAAUGAAUCCGAACGUAAAAGAAAUUAACAUGAUAGAAAAGAACCGUUUGAUAGACAUGCCAGUUGGCAGGUCUGAUUCCGAGGAUAAACAAAGGGUUUCUAGAAAAACGUAUCGUGAACAUGACGACGACCCAACAUCCAGGUAUUACCAGGUAGAGACACCGAUCGGUACUGGCAGUUUGAUACUUGAUCUACAUCUAAAAAUGGAACCUCCAGCACCAAGUGAUUGCUGCUGCGAGAACAAUGCAGGGAUGCAAAACAAAGAGAACUGUUGGAAAGUUGAUGGCAGAUGGCAAUGUUUAGUAACGACACCAGUUGAGGAUUGCGUUGAUUAAUUAUUAUUUUUAACAAAAUCAUUAUUUGUAACAUUAGGUAUUCACCUUGCUGUUAAACGUAUUA